GGUCUCUUCAACACGUACGUACGUACGCACGCACGCACGCACGCACGUUCACUGAACUCCCAUCGUGACGUAUGCCCUAGCGCCCGGUUAGCUAGCUUCUAAGCUAGUUAGCUAGUUGUUGUAGUUGACAGCGUACACUGGAGUCGGUUAACGUUAGCUAACUAGCUAGUAACUAACGUUUUCUGCACUGGUGACUGUCGGCAUCGGCCAUGGACGACGAAAGCCACCCCAAAACCCUGUAUGUGGGAAACCUCUCCAGGGAUGUAACAGAAAUUUUAAUUCUGCAGCUCUUCACCCAGAUAGGGCCCUGCAAAAGUUGUAAAAUGAUCACAGAGCAUACAAGCAAUGACCCCUAUUGCUUUGUGGAGUUCUUUGAACACAGAGAUGCUGCUGCAGCCCUUGCAGCCAUGAACGGGAGGAAGAUAUUAGGAAAGGAGGUCAAAGUAAAUUGGGCCACCACUCCAAGUAGCCAGAAGAAAGACACAUCCAAUCACUUCCAUGUUUUUGUGGGUGAUUUGAGUCCUGAGAUUACCACUGAGGAUGUCAAGGCUGCAUUUGCACCUUUUGGGAAAAUCUCGGAUGCCCGUGUUGUGAAGGACAUGGCGACAGGAAAAUCAAAGGGGUAUGGAUUUGUGUCCUUCUACAACAAACUGGAUGCAGAGAAUGCCAUUAUUAACAUGGGAGGACAGUGGCUUGGAGGACGCCAAAUCAGGACCAACUGGGCAACGCGUAAACCACCAGCUCCAAAGAGUGUCCAGGACAACGGCUUAAAGCAGCUGAGGUUUGACGACGUAGUGACUCAGUCCAGUCCACAGAACUGUACCGUGUACUGCGGAGGGAUCCAGUCAGGAUUAUCGGAACACCUAAUGCGACAGACCUUCUCACCUUUUGGUCAAAUAAUGGAAAUCAGAGUUUUCCCAGAGAAAGGAUAUUCUUUCAUCAGGUUUUCAUCCCAUGACAGUGCUGCCCAUGCCAUUGUUUCAGUGAAUGGCACAGCCAUUGAAGGGCAUAUAGUGAAGUGCUUCUGGGGCAAAGAAUCUCCCGACAUGGCAAAAAACCCACAGCAGGUUGAGUACAGUCAGUGGGGGCAGUGGAACCAGCUCUAUGGGAGUCCACCACAGCAAUAUGGGCAGUACGUGACCAAUGGGUGGCAAGUUCCCUCCUACAGCAUGUACGGCCAGACGUGGAACCAGCAAGGAUUUGGAGUAGAGCAGUCUCAGUCACCGGCCUGGAUGGGAAGCUUUGGCUCUCCAUCAGCCCAGGCUGCAGCCCCAACUGGUCCAGUAAUGUCCAACCUGGCCAACUUCAGCAUGGCUGGCUACCAAACACAGUGAGCUGGCCCUAACCUAAGUGUAAUACCAAGGGGAUUUUGUCAACCCUUGUCAAUCACACAGCACUCUUUCAUCUGGACAGCCGCUCUGGUAAAAGAAGGGCAGGGGCCAUAUUCACAAAGCCUUUGUAGCUAAUAGUUGCUCCUAAACCAGCUUAACAAUUAUGUUUAAAUGACUAUGUUCAUUUCACUUAGAACUUUUAAAAAGUUUAUUUGAUGAUAAUUCAUAGUUCUGUUAUGGAAAAGUGCUCUUGGGCUUCAGAAGUAAAGCCAUCCAGCAAGUGGAUGUUAAAGACAUACCAACCUUUUGAAUGGGGCAAGAGGAUUUGCCGCUUUAGCAUGCUUACUGGACAGGUAACUAUAAGACACAGACUCAUUGAUGCCUUUCCUCUCGUCACAAAUCCUAUUAGUUGACCAAUUGGCCAAACCAUCAAAAAGUCUGUAUCGUCCUUCAAAACUAAUUGUUACCUUCUCAGAUUCAAAAUUUGAGCAAAACUGUAUCUGAAAAUCAUGAAAUGUACACAUAACAGCUGAGUUGUUUUGUGGAGCUAAAAGUACACUUCCUGCAAGCCAUCAUGUUACUCCAGCAGCUCACUGGAAUAUGACAAAGAUUAAAAUCCUUUGAAACCUCAAACUUUAUAACAUUAAUAUUGAAUUAUCAAACUAUAGCAAUAUCUGCUUUCAGCUUGCCAAUAUGGUUUUGUAAUAUUUUAAUAUUUCAGUGAAAAGUAGUUUGUUACAGACUUCAUAAUGUUUAUUUACUUGUCAUACUUGGGGCAUUUUUCUGUCAUUUUAUACAACAGAGGACAAAAAUCCACUCAAGUCUUCAUGCAUUGAUAAGUAAAUUUUUGUAAUAUAUGUCAGUUUUUAAAAUGGCGUACAGUGAUGACAUUGUUGUACAGAUCAAGCAGAUAUGAUCAGUCAUCAUGAAUUGAAAAAUUGCACUGAGCCACAAGAAUGAACCAACUCACUAAAUGUUGGUCUGGGAUUAGCUUCAGCUGAUACAGUAUUAAGAACUUCAGUACUGUUUUGAUAUAUUAAUGAAAAAAUGCUUUGUGAAUAGAGGCCCUGGACCAGUAGUUUACCUUUCCAGUAUAUGUGAAGAGACUAUUUGUACAAACAACUGUGGCUUUAAAGGAGAUUUCAGUGUGAGGUGGUAUCUCUUAGGUAAAUUUUGUGUACAAAGAAAAUUUCACCUACACAGCUCUCAAAGCAAAAAAUGUUUUUCAUGUUUUGUAUCGGAGUGAUCAGCAUGUUUUUCGCAGACUUUUGAUGGAUUUUAGUUGACACCUUAAUGUAGCCUAGAUUGGACUAAUUUAUAAUCCUGUAUCUCAAAGGAAAGGCUAGAGCACAUGCUCUCUGUAUAAAGAAAAUAUUGUAAAAACAGCUUAACACCCAAACUUUGUAAAGGUAACUGACGCCAUAUGCUGAUUCUGGGGCUGGUUUCCUAGAGAAAUAUUGAAUCUUAGAUAUUUUCUUCCCUCUUACUUCCUCUUGUUAACCUCAGUUAAUUUAUAGUCAUUUAUUUCUAAUGGCUGUGAGAGUUUGCAAAGAACUCUAGACUUACUUUAGCACCAAAACCAGCCCCUGACUACAUUGCAUCGUAUUUGGUCCAAAAUUUUAGGAUUACUAUAAAUUGGGAUCGUUUUACUUUGUUAAUUCCAGUCAUUGAUUGCUCAGGGCAGCAGGCACUUAUGUUGCCCCUCAGUGUACUCGGUGUAUUUUCUCAUUAUUUACAGAAUGUUUCCAUAAAUCCCGGGUAAACUAUUUUUAAAAAUCACUGGCAAAUUGUGAUCAGAGGAUUUCUCAAAGACGAACUGCCAUUUGGAUUUCAUUUGCAUAUGUGCCAUUCUGUACAGUGUACUACACUCCUUGUAAGCCCACUCUCUUUUUCAUGUUGUAAUAGCCCACAUAAUUGAUAAUAUCUGUUCGUUUAUUAGAGCUGGGGGGUGGGUGGGGUCUUCAUUUAACAAAACAGGGUCAUGUUGGCUGAGAGUGUAAAUAGAAACCUUGAUCACAAACCUUCUUGAAACAUAAGAAUUAAUGUACAUACUGUAGGUAGAAUGUUAUGAGAUAAAAUGCCAUCAUUAAAUUUCAGCAAUAUAAUUUAUGCUUAAGCCUUAAUUGAUGUGUUGGUAAGUUCAAACUUUGUGUUUAUUAUCAGAGGCUCCAUUACAGAUCUAAAUUAUUUUCGACUGUGGAUUUUCCCAUUUUUAAGUUUGUGUGCCAUUUUUAGGAUGUAGCAGGAGGCAGGGGAAGUUUCAGCUUGAGCUGCACGCUUAUGACAUGUAAUAUAUUUCUUGCUAAAAUAAUGAAUGUAAUGGAAAUUUGCUUUUUUGACAGUAAUACAUGUAAGUUGAACAACAGACGUGAUGUUUAAUAAUAAAGGAUGAAAUCAAUUUUCCAUGUAAGGGAAAAUCUCAAUAAGUCACUUCAAAUAAAGAAACAUUUGAA
Xiphias gladius (swordfish) is the source of this 3784-nucleotide messenger RNA. It is a transcript of the gene tial1, whose product is annotated as TIA1 cytotoxic granule-associated RNA binding protein-like 1. The coding region runs from base 210 to 1334 and encodes 374 amino acids. The record is from RefSeq and is a predicted model, not a curated record. Lineage: Eukaryota; Metazoa; Chordata; Actinopteri; Istiophoriformes; Xiphiidae. Gene Ontology annotation, molecular function: DNA binding; mRNA binding. The transcript is spliced from 12 exons.